UGGAUUUGUGUGCUGCUCGCGUGAGGACGUGCUAUAACAGCCGCCGUACACUAAUCGGAAAACGCAAUCAAACUCGCAAUCGCAUUCGCAUUCACAGUCGCAGUCGCAGUCGCAGUCGUAUUCAUAGUACGAGACUCGUACUUCGGUGUUGUUGUUGUUGUCGCUUGUCGUUGCUCUUGGCCAGAUCUAUGUAGGGCCAGAGCCUGCUUCGCUAUCGGCGCGAUCUUCGUGCGACAGCAGCGCCAAUAACAUCGAACGUUCUCUUCAGUUUGCAUUGCGUUGUGUUGCCCUUCGGCUUCAUCUUAGCAUAAAGUGAAAUAUUAUAUUUUAAUUUCGUGCUCUGUCCCCCCCCUCCGAUCUCCUCUGAACGAAAACCCCCGCCCCCGCCCAUCCCCCUCUCUCAAGCGGUAGCGUACGUGUGCGUGUGCGUGUGUGUGCCAUCUGUAUCCCCAAUCGCCCCGCCAUCCGUGGCCAUAUUCUUAUGCUCUUGCUGUUUUCGUUCUUUUUUUCCCCGAUUUUUGUUUAUGUGCCAAACUAGUUUCGAGUUAAUUGAAUUUUUUGCCUUGCCGACGGUGCAGCUAAUUUGCAAAUGCUGUUUGAUCGGCUCUUGCAGCUAAGAAUCGCCUCUUGUUCUCAAGAGUCACCAACAACAGCCGCAGCCGCAGCCGCAGCAGCAGCAGCCGCAGUAGCAGGAGACGAGCCAAAAGCAUUCAAAAAAGCCAAUAUCCGAUCAAUGGAUGAAGCCAUUAAAUAAUUUUGUAUACUGAAUAGACAAUAUUUGCCAAAUAAUUUAAACAACAAUUCAAUAAAGUUAUUCAAUAAUUUUUCAAGUGCCAUAUAAAUAGUAAGUGAGAGCGAGAGAGAGAGAGGAAGAAUAAUCUUAUGUAAAAGUAGCGCAUUAAAAAAACGGAAAACGGCAAAAAAAAGACUAAUCACAUAAAUUGUAAACUCGGAAUCAAACCAAAAGUCCACUGGGAGCUGAGCAGUGACACCGCAAGCAUUCGGCAGCGGAUCGACAACAAUUGCGACACGAACAACAAAUGCCAAACUGUCAAAAUAUCAAAUGCAACGGCAGCCACAGCAGAGGCCGAGUUUUUAAUACCCUGGAGAGAUCGGCUGACAUCCCUAAAUGCAUUCAAUUUAAUUACGCAUUUUAAUUGCACUGGAUAUAGUCUAUAGACGGCCGGGCACCUGGAACUCCCACAGCGUCUAAUUUGCCUUCGCUGUGGGCCGGAGCUUUAUUAAUUUCUGCGCCUAGCGAGUGGAGCAUCAGGCGGCAACAUGUGCCAUGGAGAGCCUGGGCCUGGGCAGCAGACGCAACAAUCACACCACCAGCACCACCACCGCCACCAACAGCAGCAGCGGCAGCGGCAGCGGCAGCAGCACCAACAACAACAACAACGGCAACAGCAACAGCAGCGGUGGCGGCAGCAGCAGCAACAGCAGCAGCCAUCAUCCCAGCCAUGCCCAUCAUCUGGCCAAGCUGCACGUGCACUCGCACACCCACACAAAGCUAAAGCAGCAUCAGCACACGCAUCAGCACUCUCACUCGCACUCGCACUCGCAUCAGCCCGCCAAUCAGAACUAUUACACGCAGCAACAGACACAGCUGCAGCGGCUCAAGCAGCAGCAAAAGCUGCAGCAGCAACAACAACAGCAACAACAGCAACAACAGCAGCAGCAGCAGCUGGAGGGCAUCCAUGGCCUGCGCAAAGGCCUCUGCUUGGGAGUAAACGUGGCCGCGGCUAAGCAGAGCGCCGGCUGCCUGCAGUUCCCGCCGCCGCCGGACUAUCCGCCGCCGGCUGCCACUAGUCCACUGCACAAGUCCGCCGGCAGCUCGCCCAUCGCCGUGGCGGCCAUUGUCAGCAGCAGCCUGGGCAGCGGUGCGACCGGCAGUGGGGCAGGGAGCGGCAUCGCUGUCAACGGGAACGGGCGGCGGCAGCUGCUGCCGCGCUACCCCGAUCCCGAUCCGGACGCCAUCGAGAUAUGCAACGAGCAGCAGGACGCCUCGCCCCACCAUCAUCUCAGCCAGCUGGCGCGCCAGAGCAAGACGCUGGGCCGCGAGGGCAGCGACUCGGCGGCGGUCAAAUGGAACGCGCUGCAGCAGGCGGCCAGCCUCAGCCACAUGCACCACCAGCAGCACGACUACUCGUAUGCGUACUACGAGCCGGGCGCCGCCAUGCGCCACUCCAAUGUGCCCAAGCCGGACGGCGCGGCGAACGGCGGCGUCGCGGGCGCCGGCGGCAGCUGCUGCGGCGGCGCACAGGCGGCACAGGCCGCAGAGACGGGUCCGCCGCCGCCGCCCAACUCGAUACGCGCGCUGCUUUCCAAGGGCAAGAAGAACAAGCAGCUGGUGUCGCCGGCGACGCUGCAGUCCUACCAGACGCGCUACCACAAGGUGACCGCCAGCACGAGCAGCCAGAGCGAGAAUUUCUACGAGGAGAUCAAUGCGGCUGCGCUGCAGUCGACGGCGACCGGCAGGAAGGCGACGCAGCAGCUGCAGCUGAAGCAGCAGCAGCAGCAGCAGCCAUUGGGCUGCGCCGUCGGCUCGCACUCGGCGGGCUCGCUCAACCAGACGCUGGUCGAGGAGGAGCUGCGCCGCGUGCAGCAUCGGCAUCACAAGAUCCUGGGCGAGCUGAACCUGAGCGUGGAGGCCAUGCUGAUGCCCGAGAGUCCGCCCAAGUGCAGUCCGCCAGCUGCCCCGGCGGCGGCCGCAUGCGCCUCCGGCACGCCGCCCAAGCCCAGCCCGACGGUGUGCGUGACGGCGACCAGCGGGCAGCCGGCCGUGCUGGCCAGGCUCACCUCCACCUCGGCGGACAAUAUCUGUGAUAGCAGCGACGCGGCCGGCAUCGAGCAGCUGCUGGCGACGCUGAAGGGCGCGCAUCCGCACAACGCCCUGGCGGCCGCCUGCGACCUGGACAGCGGCUUCAGCGGCAGCAGCGGCGCCAGCUACAUCGGCAGCCUGCGGCUGAGCAAGACGCAUCACAUCAAGUGCGCCCGCCAAACGCCCACGGCGUCCGCCGCCUAUGCCACACAGAGCUGUCGCUCCUUUCAGCGGGCCACCGCCUACGACGAGGCGGCGAUCAGCGGCAGCUCCGCCUCCAAUUGCAGCUUCCUGGCGCGCGCCUCCUGCGGCCGGCGCAUACUCAGCUGCGCUCGCAUCCGCGCCGCCGAAGACCCAGGACCCAGCGUGCCCACCGAGUCGAAGGCGCGCAGCUUCUGGAAUCGCAAGGGAUGGCGCAAGCUGCCCGGCUUCUCCACAUCCACCUCAAGCAUCAACGACGCGGGUCUCUCAGAUGAAAACAAACUAAACUCCAGCUCAUGGGAGGAUACAUUGACAGAGCCGCAAGAACAGCAUCCACAGUCACAGGCGCAGUCACAGUCGCAGCUGCCGUUGCAAUCGCACUCGGAGUCACUGUCGGUGGCACAACCUCAGCCACAGGCACAGCAUCAGACAUCGUCGUUCAUCACAGCGCCAGGUCAGGGGGCCGGCAGCCAGAAGGCGAGCUUGACCACAGCUCAAUUGCAGAGCGCGUUUAGCCGGCGCAUUGCGGAGCAGCAGCAGCAGCGGGCAAAGGGCGGCCAGAUCAGCCAGCAGGCAGACAGCGCCACAAUUGCCGGCGGAAGCUUCAGCGCCAACGGUGGCCAGGCUGCCGUUGGUGUUGGUGUCGUUGGUGUCGGUGUUGGCAGCAGCGCGAGCAGCAGCAGCGAGCGGGACACCAAGUCGCCGGGACGCGAGCGACGCGAGCCGCCCACAGCGAACCACUCCGACGAGGAGAACUUCACCGAGGAGGAGCAGACCAGCAGCAGCGUGAGUUCAUUAAGCGCCGGCAACCAACGCAAUUCGCAAUUGCGUUCCACCUUCAACAAGGCCAAGCAGCAUUUGUCGUUUGACAAAUGGCGCACGGCUGCUUCGGCGAGCUCCUCUAGCGCCACUCCGAACCCACUCAGCGGCCAGCCGCAGUGCAGCCAGAGCGCCAGCCAGAACAGCAGCCGCGACAGCAACAUGAUUAUGCGACGGGCCAGCGCCUGCACGAUGCCCACCGGCUCGGGGGCGGCAGGCGGGGUGUCCCAGCGCGAGGAUAAUACGGCGCCCGGCGAAUCGCCGGGCGGACGGCUGUCGCGCUGGUUCUCCAUACGGCGCGGCUCCUCACACCAGUACGAUGUGGGCGGGCGCGAUGGACGCCAGCUGACCGGCUCCAGCUUCGAUAUGCCGGAUGCCUCGGCCUCGGCCCCUGCCGCACCGAAGCCAACGACAGCGAACGCGACGCUGGACGCCGCCUCGCCACAGAAGCUGGCCAAUUUGGGCGCCAGCAAGAUGAUGCCGGGCGUGCCCGAGUACGAGGACGAUGAGAACCUGGCGCCGGAGAGCAAUCGCUUCGACAUGGACCUGAUGAUACCGCCGGGCAGCCGGGCCAACGGCACCGCCCGCACCACCCACAGCCGAAUCAUAGUGCCAAUGCUGCCGCCGGCACCGCCCGGCCUCUCCCAGCAGCAGCUCAAGCGACGCCACAUCGUGGCCGCCAUCGUGCACAGCGAGAACUCCUACGUGGCCACGCUGCAACGUCUAGUCAAUGAUUACAAGAAGCCUCUGGAGGAGUGCAGUCCGCCGGUGCUGAAUCCGGUCAAGAUCGCAACGCUGUUCCACUGCUUGCCGGACAUUCUGCACUCGCACAAGCUGUUCCGCAUCUCGUUGGCUGAGUGUGUGCGCAACUGGGAUCGCGACGAGAAGAUCGGCGACUGCUUUGUCAGUGCAUUCGGCAAGCCGCAGCUGCUGGAGAUUUACUCGGGCUUUAUCAACAACUUUUCGGCUGCCAUGGAGCUGGCCAAAAUGGAGGAGAAGCGCAAGUCGGCGCUGGCCGACUUCUUCAAGGUCAAGCAGAUCAGCGCCCACGAUCGCCUAUCCUUCUUCGGGCUGAUGGUGAAGCCCGUGCAGCGCUUUCCCCAGUUCAUACUGUUUCUGCAGGACCUGCUCAAGUACACGCCGCAGGGCCACCACGAUCGCAUGUCCCUGCAGCUGGCGCUCUCCCAGCUGGAGCUGCUCGCCGAGCUGCUGAACGAGAGCAAGCGCGUGGCGGAGCAGUACCAGGCCUUCAAGGAGAUGCUCGGCCACAUUAGCGGCACGUUCAACACGCGCUCCCUCAACAGCGUCAGCGACAGCUGCGGCAAUCGGGCGCGCUAUCUGCUGCGCGAGGACAAUGUCACCCACAUGGAGUUCAACCAGGCCGGCUUCAUUGUCAAGUGCAAGCAGCGACGCCUGCUGCUGCUCAACGACAAGGUCAUCUGCGUGUCCGUGGCGCCCAAGCAGUCGCACGACUUCGGCGCCACCGAAAAGCUCACCUUCAAAUGGAUGUUUCCGGUCAACGAUGUCGAGAUCGUGGACAACAGCGCAUCGGCAACACUCUCGAGAAUACUAACAGCAGGCUUAAAUCGGGGCGGCAGUCUCAAGUCGAACGGCAGCAGCGGCAACGCCAACAGCGCCGGCGGCUAUGCCAAUGCAACGCUUGGCGGUCACGGCCAUGGCCAGGCUGGGCUGACUGGCUUGGGCUCACCGUUUGCCGCAGUGGAUGCGCACAGCUCGCCAGCCGUGCAGCUCACGAACGGAGCGGAUAAUCUGUGCAACGAGAUGAGCACACUGAUGUACGACUACGAGGUUAUAUCACGCAUACACGACCUGGUCGGCACCCUGAAAGGCAGCUACAAGGAGCUGAACUUAAAUACUACACGCAACGUGCUCAACACCAUACAGGGCUCCAUACAGCGCAAGGACGAGGAGAUGGCCUGGGUGGACUCCUGCUGCCUGCAGCUGAUUGGCCGCCACAAGUCCGGCAAGGAGGAGACCUUCACUUUCCAGACUCAGACGCCGAAUGUGAAGAAGGAAUGGAUCACCGAACUGAGACUCGCCCAGCUAGCGCUCGAUCCGAACAAUUCGCCCGCCUGGGAGCGGUCAGUCUCCCAGCCCCACCAUGCGCAUCACCAACAUCCCAAUGCCUCACAGUCGCCCGGCAGUCCUCAGGCCACGCUGCACACCUACGAGCAACAGCAGCUGCAGGAAGCUGUGCAACAGAAGCAGUCGCGUAAGAUGCCACUAUUUGUCAAGGCGAUGCCCGUCUACCGAUCACAGCAUCAAACGGAGGUGCGCUGUGGAUGCUACUACAGCAUCGCCAAUGACACUAAGCAGAGCGGCAACGCGCGACGCCGGCACAAGCAGCUGAACUAUCUCUGGAUGUGCAGCAGCGAUGGCACAUCGUCGCACAUCACCGUGCUGGCCCAGCACCCGCAGCAGGCGGGCAAUUUGCGCGAGGCGGGCUCCUUCGACUUGGUGGAGACGCAAGUGUCGGCAAUGGAGUUCGUAAAGGGCCUGGACCAGUGCCGCACGCGCGAGGAGCACAGCAGCCUGCUGGGCGAUCUCGUCUGGCUCGGCACGGACAGCCGCAAGCUGCUCAUUUACUCGGCGCGCAAUCCGGAGCAGGAGGAGCAGCUGGGUAGCUAUGCGGUGCCGGGUGCCGUGCAGCGCAUUCUGUACCACUUCGAUGCCGUCUACGUGUCGCUCUCGAACGCGACCGUCUUGAUCUACAGGCGCGCCCACGACGGCGUCUGGCAGCUGCGCGACCCGCAGCAUGUCUCGCUCGGCGACUCUGGCAUGCCCGUGCCCAGCAUGCUGCCCAUCAACAUGAACAUCUACGCAUCGUGCGGCAAUAGGGUGUAUGUGCUCAAUGCCCUCAACGGCGAGCUGCAGCGCAGCUUCGAGGUGCAGCACGGCGCCAGCCAGCAGGUGAACCUGAUGGCGCACUCGGGCAUCGGCCUCUGGAUAUCGCUGAAGAACUCGACAAUGCUCUGCCUCUACCACACGGAGACCUUCAAGCACUUGCAGGACAUCAACAUAGCGUCCAGCGUGCUGCGCUACGAUGCCAAAAAGGAGCAGCCGCUGAACAACAGCUCCAUCUAUGUGACGGCUCUGAUGGCCUGCAAGGGCCUGCUGUGGGUGGGCACGAAUGUGGGCAUCGCUGUCACCAUACCGCUGCCCCGGCUGGAGGGCGUGCCCAUCAUCAGUGGUGGCAUUAAUAUGUCCUGUCACGCCCACUUUGGCCCGAUCACCUUCCUCCUGCCACUGAUACCGAAAGUCUAUCCGACCUACAAGCCAAUGGCCGGCGCAACGGUGUCAGCUCCGCUGGUGCCCACUGUGCCGAGCAUGGGCGAGGAUCUGCAGCUGCCCGCCAUCGAUGCGGAUCCCAAGAAGCUAACCGAAACGGACCUGGAGGAGAGCACAGUCAUCUUGCGCCGUGAUCUACCCAAAGAGGAGCAUGGCUCUACUUCGAACUCUCAGCCUGGCACUGGCUCCGGCCCGACGACUCCUGCCGCUUCCUUGCUGCGGGAACCGAGCGUCGAGGCAGCAGCAGACUCCAAUGUGGCCACGAGCAGCGUCUCGGCCGCCUCCUCGCCGCGCUGCUCCAAGCUGGACAAGCAACACUCACUGGACCAAAGCUUCACCGCCAAGAUACGCGCCUCGCUCGCCAACUCGCCCGCAUUCCAUCGCAAACGCUUUCGGGACCUGGGCGCUGGCAGCGGCAGUGGCAGCGGCAGCGCUGACUCAACUUCUCGCAUGUCCAAGACUUUGCCGCGCGGCCUUGGAUCUGCCGCAGCGGCAGCAGCCAACGGAGGCGGAGGACUGCAUUCAGGCGCGGGCGCGCUGUCGCAGCACGGCGAGCACGGCUACUGCGAUGUGUACGGGCUGUAUGGCAAGCUGAUCUUCGUGAAGGAGAACUACGAUGCCGAGGAGGGCACGCAGGGCAACCUGAUGGACAUGAUGUACGAGGGCAUGCGUCGCUCCGAUCCCGAGCUGGCCGCCAUACCCGGCAAGGUGUGCACCCUGGACAGGCGUCUGCGCAUGAAGGCUUCGCGACCGCGCUCGCUCGACCUCUCCAACUGGUCGGUGGACUCGAAGUCGUCCAGCCUGUACACAUCGUCGGGCAGCGAGGAGAGCAUGGGCAUCCGGCUCUUUGGCGGACGCUCGGUGUCGCGCAACAGCAGCAGCGCCAGCCACAAGACCUCCGGCACGGGCAGCGACCUGGGCAACAUCUCGGAGAACGGCCUGAUGACCACCGCCGACAUACACCAUCAGCACCAGUCGAACAGCGCGCCCAAGUCCGAGGACGGCUUCAAGCACAUGCAGGCGGCGGCCGCCACGGACAAGCAGGCAGCACCAGCCGCUGUUGCCACACUGAAGCGCAAGCAGAAGCAGAACUCGAAGCAGCAGCAGCAGCAGAACGCGGACGGGCCACGUACAGUGAUCACCCUGAUGGGAGGGCGCGGCUACUGGCGGCAUGUCUGGUACAACAGCAGCGGCAACUCGCCCGGCCAGAAGGGCGGCUCCGGUGUUUGCGGCACGGCUGGUGGCGGUGGCUCGGGCUCUGGCGGCGGUGGCAGCUCCGGCAGCUUUUCGCCGCUGACCGCCAACUCCAACGACGCGCAUAUCGUGGUGUGGGAGAAGAAGUUAUAAUCUCAGGAGUUGAUGUGCUGCUGCACUCUGCAGCAGCACCCCCACCAGCACCAUCCACCCCUGACGGACCUCUGGCGGCGCGUGGCCGAGCAGCGUCGCAGCCGCGUCCGGUUCCGUGGCACGUUCACGCAACGCGAUCGCGAGCGCAGCAACCUGGGUCUGGGCAGCGCCACCUGGCGGUCGGAUGGCGAGCGUCUAGCGGCGAGCGGCUCCAGCGGCAUGCUCAGCGCCAGCCUGAAGCGGCUCACCAAGCUGAAGCGCGGCGGCAGCCUGAAGGAGUUCUAAGCGGAGUGAAUCCACAGCUUGUUGCAGCAAAGCAUCGUUUGCCAAAUGUAUAUAUCAAUAAUCAUCUCAUGUGUACUUUAUAGUGUAUAGGCUAGGCUUAGACACGAGCUUGGGGCUGGGCAGAUGGCCUGGCUAGCUUGAAGCAUAUAUAUAUAUUUGUUUAUUCACCUUCAUAUAUCGAAUAUAUACAUAUAUGUACUUGGCUAAUCUUUGAGCAAGAAGGAACUGCGCCUUAUUACAAUUUUUUUUCGCGUCGCUCUUUUUUUUUUUUUUUUUUUUU
Messenger RNA from Drosophila mojavensis, 9065 nucleotides. RefSeq lists its product as uncharacterized. The record is from RefSeq and is a predicted model, not a curated record. Bases 1289 to 8500 code for a protein of 2403 amino acids. Gene Ontology annotation, molecular function: guanyl-nucleotide exchange factor activity. Gene Ontology annotation, biological process: positive regulation of stress fiber assembly; actin cytoskeleton organization. The transcript is spliced from 8 exons. NCBI's taxonomy places the organism in Eukaryota, Metazoa, Arthropoda, Insecta, Diptera, Drosophilidae.